Chelonus insularis is the source of this 1969-nucleotide messenger RNA. RefSeq lists its product as uncharacterized. The record is from RefSeq and is a predicted model, not a curated record. Bases 932 to 1360 code for a protein of 142 amino acids. NCBI's taxonomy places the organism in Eukaryota, Metazoa, Arthropoda, Insecta, Hymenoptera, Braconidae. The transcript is spliced from 2 exons.
UCUUAAGCAAGUUUCAUAAGUAAUAAUGUCCAGCAGUUGAAACUAAGUAACCAGUCAGUUACUUGUGAGCAUCGAUUAAGUCCUUCUCCUGUGUGUUGUGUACAAGACAAACAGUCUCCCGUCAACGUUGAGCCGUGCCCCACGCCCACACCAGUCAGCUAAAAAUGUUCUUACAAAAACAACCAUAGUCUUGUUUAGUUGACUGAAGUAGCAACAUCUGUGUGUUUGCAAACUUUAUGUACUCAUUCUUUAAGCUCAAUAUGUGACGUGAGCUAAAGAUUAGCUGGAGUUAGAUGAGGAAGUGAAUCACGUGUAGGCGGAAGUGCAAUCGAAUGCAUUUAUAUUUACACAACUAUUCUAUUCUGUCCUCGAUAAUCAUGAUGAUGUUGAUGAUAUAUUUCUCUUUGUGAUGCUGCUCGUGCUCAUUAAACUGAAAAAUCACAUCCUCAGAACUCUCAAGUUAAUUUAUUUUCAAGUGUUGGAAUAAAACUAUUUUUGUAUUAUGGACUUGUAGAUUUGUUGGAUGUAUAAAAAAAAUCAGAAUUUAUUGUGGCUGAUAUACAUUUUUAGAUUUCUUCAGCUAUAAAAAAUAUUUAAAACAGUUAACUUUUAAGUACAGUAGUCACGUACUUGAGAAAAAAAAACAUUAAAAGUAUGACGUGAUUCUUUUCUUCAGGAUGUAACACUUUGGUACUUGAAAACAACUUAGUCGAAGACAUGGUCAUAAAGGAAAUAAUGAUAAUUAUCAACUGGAUACGUUAAAUUUAUUUGUUUUUUUUACAAGAAUUUCAAAUGAUUUACGUGUCACGGUAAUUAUUCUAAUUGAUAAUUGAUUUAAUUAAAGAAUGUGAAUCAGAAAAUAAUUUUAUUUUCUGAAACUAACGUGUUCACGGUUACUCUGAAAUUAUUCAGUUAAUGGACAAAUAAAAAUAUGAACAUGAAUACUGAUAAGCCAGAAGAUAAAUCUUCAAAGUGUGCUAGAGGUACUCAAUCAAUAACUACACCAAGUUUGAAUUUAAUGGAACAAUUGCUAUUAGCAAAAAUGGACAGAUACAGUGUAACAGAUAGUGAUGUAGAUGAAUCUAAAUCUGAUUUUAAACUAUCAAAAAAAAAGCCAGUAUUUUUAAGAAUCAAUUCGAUGGAUAGUCAAACAAGUGCUAGCACAUUCAGCUCAGUUGUAUCUUCAGAAUCUUCAAAAAAUCGGUACUGCAAGUGUGAUGAUUGUUUACUUGGAAUCGUCGAUAAACAUCAGCAUGCUUCUCCAUCAGUUGGUUAUAAAAAGUCAAGGAGAAAGAAAGAGAUUGACAAUAAUAGCCUUCAAGCCAUGAGCUCUCUAUCUAUCCUGUGUCGGCCAAUUUAGAGAAAUGAUUGACGGAAUAAGUUAUAUAUUAUGUGGAAUUCAAUGUUGCUACCACCUAUCAACUACGAUAUUUAAUAACUACAUUUUCUCAAGACUUCUUUUUUAUUACUUGCGGCCUGUAUUGAAUUACAACGUUGGUUAAUUUUUACGUCAAUUAGUAAUCAAUUUUUUUCUUAAAUUAUAGCAAAAAUAAGUGUUCCUCUGGUUAAUCGAUUAUUGGUCAUUAUACUUCUACUUUUGACGUCUAAUUGCUAUACAUUUGCACAAAACAUGAUGCCUGUGAGCACAGUAAUUUUUUAAUCAUUAGCUCAAACACUUUUUUACCACAUUGGGUGCUGUAAAUUCUCACGAAUGAUGCUUAUCGCCUUUUGAAUAAGUGCUGCUCCAAAUAAACUCAAGACAUUUAACCAUCGUUCAAGAGAUUACUUCAAAGAUACCAGCUCUUGCACGACGUGAUUCGCACCAAGUAAUUGGUAUCCGUCCAUAUGUGUACGUCAUUAAAAGUCUUCAGAGUCCCCUGAGGUACUUUGGUACAUGUACCUUUGAAAUACAUUCAUUAAGACUUUUUUCAUUUCACAUUUUCGUUACUGAAUCUUUAUUCGAUCAUUU